AUGAGGGGUGUGCUUCUGGCUGCCCUUCUGGCUUUGGUCUUGGUGCCCAGGGCCCGGGCCGUGUGGCUGGGGAGGCUGGACCCUCGGCAGCUCCUCGGGUCCUGGUACAUUCUCGCCGUGGCCUCAGGAGAGAAGGACUUUGUGGUGGGGAAGGGCACGAAGAACAUCGAGGGGGUCAUGCUGACCCUCACGCCAGGAAACACCCUGAAGAUGCUGUCCUCCCGGAACCGGCUGGAGAGAUGCCACCUGCGUGCUGUGGAACUGAUGAAACAAAAUUCCAGAUGGGUGUUCGGGAAUCCCUCCCUGGGUGUUCUGGAGUACCGGGUGCUGGCCACCAACUUCAGGGACUACGCCAUAGUGCUCACACAGCUGGAGCUCCAGGACGAGGCCUUCAGCACCGUGGAGCUGUACAGCCGGACGGAGCUGGCCAGCCAGGAGGCCAUGGGCCUCUUCACCAAGUGGAGCAAGGGCCUGGGCUUCUUGUCCCAGCAGCAGGCCAAGCUGCAGAAGGGCCGUGCCCAGCUGGGCAGGGAGACCUGCCCCGUCCUCACUGCCGUCUCGCUUUCCUCCCCCAGUCACCUGUGCACGCAAGGUCUUUCAGGACAGCAGCUGUGCCGCUCCGAGGGCCAAGGGUAG
Messenger RNA from Lipotes vexillifer (Yangtze River dolphin), 636 nucleotides. RefSeq names its product lipocalin 6 (gene LCN6). Gene Ontology annotation, molecular function: small molecule binding. The record is from RefSeq and is a predicted model, not a curated record. Lineage: Eukaryota; Metazoa; Chordata; Mammalia; Artiodactyla; Lipotidae.